UAAGCAUUUAAUUUAGAUUUGGAUUUUCGCUUAUGAUGUUGAAAAGUUUUCUGUUAGUUUUAAUUGCUGUUGCAGCAGUAAAUGCCCACAGUGGCCGUGUAGUCGGAGGCACAGAUGCCGAAGAAGGUGAAUUCCCAUAUAUCGUUUCACUUCGUAGCUCAUUUGGAUCACAUUCAUGCGGUGGUUCAAUUCUCAAUAAUCAAUGGAUUCUUACUGCAGCGCAUUGUGUUGGCGCAGGAGCCAAUGGAAUAACUAUUCAAUAUGGUGUUACUAAAAUUGAUUCAAGUGGACCAAAUGUUUCUAAAGUAUCGAAAGUAAUCACACACGAAAAAUACAGUCCUUCAGAUAAUUAUAGAAAUGAUAUCGCUUUAUUAAAACUAACUGAGCCUAUUCAAUUUAAUGACAAAGUUCAACCAGUCAAACUCCCAACACAAAAUCAAGAAUUCCCACACGGAACUUCUUCACUUUUAGUAGGAUGGGGAUUAGAUAAGUCUGGAGGUUCUAUCCAAAAAAUCUUACAAAAAGUUGAUUUAAUUGUAUUUAGUGAUGCGGAAUGUACAAGCCGCCAUGGCGGUAGAACCGAUUCGUCACAAAUUUGCGGUGGUGUACCAGAAGGAUGGAAAGGACAAUGUAACGGUGAUAGUGGGGGUCCAAUGUCUGUCAACGGUGUUCAAGUUGGCAUUGUUUCUUGGAGUGUAAAACCUUGCACAGUUCCACCUUAUCCAGGGGUUUAUACUAAACUUUCUCAUUUUAUUGAUUGGGUUAACGAAAAAAUCAGUAAAAAUUAAAUUAUGUAAAAUAAAAAUAC
This is a messenger RNA of Condylostylus longicornis, 808 nucleotides long. RefSeq names its product chymotrypsin-1-like. Gene Ontology annotation, biological process: proteolysis. Gene Ontology annotation, molecular function: serine-type endopeptidase activity. The transcript is spliced from 2 exons. The coding region runs from base 33 to 788 and encodes 251 amino acids. NCBI's taxonomy places the organism in Eukaryota, Metazoa, Arthropoda, Insecta, Diptera, Dolichopodidae. The record is from RefSeq and is a predicted model, not a curated record.